Messenger RNA from Trichoplusia ni (cabbage looper), 1310 nucleotides. RefSeq lists its product as uncharacterized. Lineage: Eukaryota; Metazoa; Arthropoda; Insecta; Lepidoptera; Noctuidae. The transcript has 2 exons. Bases 864 to 1283 code for a protein of 139 amino acids. The record is from RefSeq and is a predicted model, not a curated record.
AUUGAUUCAAGGUUCAAUGCUGUUUUCUUUUCUGUAUAACCAUCUCUAAAUUACCUGAUAACGUCGAAAUUAUUUAACAGGAAAGUUUGUUACUUGAUUUACUUGUAAAUUGGUUUACACUAAGUAAGUAAACAUUUCGUAAUCAAUACUUAUAUUUAAAAGCUAUAUUAUAAAUACUUGGCCAAUGGCUAGAUGCUGAAAUCUGUCUGGAUUCAAAUAGUUAUCUACAUUUCAAUUGAUUUGAAAUCUUAAUUUAAGCAUUUACAGAUAGGCACACUUUAUUUAAUGAUUAGAUAUCUUUACCUGACUGACUAGAGUUGGUAGAUGUAAAAGGAGUACCUCUGCCGUUACUGCAUCUUUAUCAUGUUACUAACACAAACAGACUUGGUAUUAAGUAUUACAUUAAAGUCUUCGUGGAUAUGGCAACACAAUAGGGGAUCGGCCGAAAAAAUAUGUUUAGUCCGUCGGACGGAUUCCUGAAAAAUAUUGGAACCAUAUUUUAUUCUAUCUCGUAAACACCUUAAAAUAGAAUACAGUGAAAUAAAAUCUCGUUUGACUUCAUUUACCAGUACGGUUUUAAUAGCCUCCAUUACCAUACAUUUCACCAUCUGAAGUACUUUUAAUCUACCUAAUUUCUUAAUGAUGUAGUAAAAUGAAAGAUAUCAUCAAAGUUUUUGGGAAACCUGUCUGACGGAAUACUUACAUUUUUUUUUGUCAAAUACCCUAUCUCCAAUACUUGUCAUGCCGUGGAUAAUUGUCAUACCUUCUUUCAAGAAAGGUAAGUAGGUAUAAAAUGAUAAUUCUUAAACCUUCCAGAGAAACCUGAAAAGCCACCAGAUUUGCAACAGCAAGCUGAGAAACUUAUGUCAGACGCGGCGAGUGUCAUGACAGAUGAAAUGAAAAAAUUCUCUAAUGUUGCUAAACAAUUCGCUGAAAAUCAAAAGUCUAACCUAGACACAGCGUCUCACAAGAUUCAGGAAGAGGUUCCUAAAAUAGGGCACGCUGUUAUGAAGGGUGUCGAAGCGUUUUUAGAUGCCUUAAAAGCGAAAAUCGUCGACGGGUCAAAAGAACUCGAAGAAAAAGCAAGAAGUCUAUUCAGAGGCGCAGAGGAUGAGAAUGAUAUAUCUCUAGAGAAGUUCAAAGAAGUAAUCGAGAAGUUCGCAGUAGAACAGAAGAGAAACUUCGAAGAAGUAGCUCAGCAGUUGGAGAAGGAGGGACCGACUGUUGUGAAAGCGGUUAUAGCUGGGGUCAGUGCCUUCAAAGAUGUUAUGAAAGGGAAAUAGAUUGAAAUACAUUGAAUUCUUUGAGUA